Melampsora larici-populina 98AG31 is the source of this 744-nucleotide messenger RNA. RefSeq lists its product as uncharacterized. NCBI's taxonomy places the organism in Eukaryota, Fungi, Basidiomycota, Pucciniomycetes, Pucciniales, Melampsoraceae. The record is from RefSeq and is a predicted model, not a curated record. The transcript is spliced from 2 exons. The coding region runs from base 1 to 744 and encodes 247 amino acids.
AUGGCUAGAGUUGAGACACAGAGACCCAAGAUCAUUAUCCUUGGAGUCUUUUUAAACAUACUACUGGCUACCGCUUUGUCUACCAAUAGAUUUGUUUCAAAAAGAUCAUCACAUGAUCAACUUAAUCAUCAAAGUAAAACUCAUAAUUCAACAGAUAAUUCAACAGAAGCCUACAAUCAAACUACGAGGUCAUUGGAUUCUGGAUUAUCGCGUGACACUUUUCAUGGCCUACCACCUAUUCUUUCAGGACCAUUGGUUACUACUGGAUUACUUACUGCACCAGUCACUCAAGCAUCUUCGAUUUCAGACAGUUUCGGUCAAGGACUUAGUGCUUUUCCAGGAUUUGGUGCUAAUAUGACCAUAUCUGUACCGACAACCACUUUGUCAAUUCUGACGGCUACAAAAAGUGAUUCGGAUUAUAUACCUUAUCCCACUUCAGCUCCUAGUAGUGGUAGUAGUCAAUCUUAUAACAGCUCCGAAGUAAUUGCUCAAGCCACAGUGGUCGUCACAGUAAAUCCACCAGAAUCAUCACCCACACCUGUAGAAACACCUCCAGAACUAAGUACAAGUACUCAAAUAGUUUGGGCAACUGCUCCUCCUACUGUUUCAAGCCCUACAUCUCCUUCAACCGGUUCAAAUACCAAUAUGAGUUCAAAUUCAAAUUCUAUCAUGAUAUCAUCAAAUUAUUUGAUGUUCAUUUGUAGCUUUACAACAGUGUUGUCAUAUAUUGUAUUAUUCAGAUGA